UUGUAAACCAAGUGUAAGAUAUAGAGACUCUAGUAGUCGCCUGACUCAUUUAUAAGAAGUGUGUUUCAAAGCUAGAAGUCUUUGCAGAUUGCACUGAGUGUCUGGGAGUUAAUCUGCCGCAUAGCUAUUAGUUAGCAGACUUGCUAAUGGCAUGCUAGCAUUCAUGUAUGGACUUUGAAGCCUGCACACUGCACCAGACAGCGCACUGUGUUAGCAAAGAAGCGCAGUUGCAUCUCUGGUGUUGAGUGGGACCUGUUUCCUUUUCUCGCUGCAACUGAGACCGAGGUUGGAUUUUCUUUUCUUCCAUCACCACCGGGACUCGUCAGUGGGACUGUGGCCGGAACAGGAGACUGUUGAACUGCUGACCAGUAACUGGUGUGAGUGAAGAUGCCAUCAGUACAGCUGCUUCUGCCCAGCUGACGUGUUUCACUACAGAUGACUGACAGGCGAAGUGGGCGGGUCAUUACUGAUGUUGAGGGGCACCUGGAUUGGCCGGUCCUUCCUGGUUUUCUCUGUUAUAAAUGCCCUGGAUGCGCAGAUGAACACAUCUUCGAGACAAAGACUGUUAAUGUUGGAGAAACUGUGACUCUGACAUGUACCCGCCAGGGAACUUUGCAGUCUGCACGCUUAUUUUGGAUCAGGCUUGUUUCUGGAACAUUUCCUGAAAGUUUAGGAGGACAAUUUACUUACUUUACUUUAGAUGAAAACAGUGUUAAGGAAACUCAUCACAUAAAAGCAAAACAAGAGCUUGAAAAAUAUGUUAAGCGUAUUUCCAAAGCACAGUUCAGCGACACUGCAAUCUACUACUGCCUACAAGUAGAAAAACUUAACAUUACAUUUCUGAAAGGAAUAUUUCUGAGAGUCAAAGAGCCAGAACCUGACAUCAUUGCCAUCACGGAAGACUUUGUAUCUGAUCCAGUCCGUCCAGAAGACUCAGCGACUCUCCGGUGUUCAGUCCUCUCUGACCUUGAGAGGAAAACGUGUCCAGGAGAUCACAGUGUGUACUGGUUCAGAGCCGGAGCAGAUGAAUCUCAUCCCAGUUUAAUUUAUGCUCAUGAAAACACUGUGAAUCAGUGUGAAAAGAAUCCUGAAGCUCAGUCGACACAGAAAUGUGUCUACAACUUCUCAAAGAUCGUCAGCUCCUCUGAUGCUGGGACUCAUUACUGCGCUGUGGCCACGUGUGGACAGAUAUUAUUUGGAAAUGGAACAAAAGUGGACAUUAAAGUUCCAGUUGUCGACACGUGUGAUUCACAAAAGGACAAUACAAUUGUCCUUCUGUUGUUUGGUGCUUUGGCUGUGAGUCUGAUUGUUAUAGCCUUCCUUGUUUGUGCCAUCACAAUGAAAUCUUGUGGUUGUUGCAACGCUGCCGUCAGUCUGCAAACAAAUGCUGCAGCAGCCAGUGGUAAUCAUCAAAGUCAGCAGAGAAAUGAGGACUCUCUGGUUUAUUCUACACCAAACAUUACCAUGAGAAAAACUGGGCAAGCAGGGAGAAGGAAAGCAACAGCAAAGGAAGAGACGAUCUACACUGAUGUCAGGACUUUUGUGAUGGAAUAACAGUUCAAACACUGGCUUUAAUAAUUGAUGGUACUAAAAAGAAAUUUGUGUGGCACAAUAUGCCAGAAAAUUACCAGGGUAGCAGCACUGGUGUUUGCAUUUUACCUCUGAAGUUGUUAACAUAAUAUUAUACUUUGGAUACAUUUUAUGUUUUAUGCAUAAUUGUUAUAUAUUUUGGACAAAUUGUUUGCAAACAUUGAAUAAUAUUUUUGAAUUCAGUUAGUUCAGAAAAAGAAUUAAACAAUUAUGAUGCAAAAAUAACAUUUAAUACUUCAGCAUUUCAACCUUAUAAUUUGUUGUCCUUUAUUGUGUGUAUUUUAUUGGGUUUUCAAAGAGUUUCAAGAUCUUGCAGCGUUACCUUUCUUGUUAUACACUUUUAUUAUAGUUUCAUUUCCUGCCGAGCCCUUCAGCUCCGUAUCAGCGCAAUACAAAAACCUGUACUAAAGGGAAUUUGUCAUGUAUGAACGUGUGUUGUUUCAUUUAUUAAUAAACAA
This is a messenger RNA of Seriola aureovittata, 2048 nucleotides long. RefSeq lists its product as uncharacterized. Gene Ontology annotation, biological process: response to bacterium. Bases 436 to 1554 code for a protein of 372 amino acids. The record is from RefSeq and is a predicted model, not a curated record. NCBI's taxonomy places the organism in Eukaryota, Metazoa, Chordata, Actinopteri, Carangiformes, Carangidae. The transcript is spliced from 7 exons.